AUGAGGGCUCUCGCCUCACUUCUCUUCCUCGCCUCCGUCGCCUCCGCCCUACCUCGCAACGGCGGUGCCGGAGACGCGGCAGGCCAACAGGUCGUCGACGAUGACCACGAUGCCGUGCCCGAAUUCUUCUUCUACGAAGACGACGACGCGGAACCCGUCAAGGACGAGCACUAUUUCGAAGCAAAGGAGGCGCCGAAAAUAAGGCUGCUGCCGAUAGUCCACCCGAGCACAAAGUCAGAGUCCGUCGAUCGGCUCAAACCCUCGAGAAGGCUAACGAGCAGCUGCGUAGAAUAUGUCGAGCUCGGGUAUUUCGCCAUCAUUUCGUACAACUUCACCUACCCUUCCGUCAACCUCGACGAUUACAAGCACAUCGACGUCGACUAUGACCCCGACACGGGUCUGACGGUAGGUUUUCACAGUCAAAAGGCGUACGAAACCGCGGUGCAGCACUGGAAGGGCCAUGAUUACCUGAUCUUCAUGGCCAAGACGACGGGCUGCGUCGACCAUCACUUGGACCGGUGCUACUUCCUGGCGUCGCGUUUGAUCUUUUCGAGACGCGACAAGAGCAUAACCGCCACCGGGGAGCAUCACCCGGUGAAGGAGCUCAUCAGCGACUUCGACUCCAAAUGGAGCUACUGGGAUCCGAUGGGCGCCAUGCAGUCGUCCCAAGCCCCAUCCCCCGGGGCACCGGCGGCGCCUUCGUCGACGAAGCAGCGCCGAGACGGCACGGCCGACUCGGGCGACGCGACGGACAAGCUCCGCGAGGAGUUGCGAGAGGAGCUUCUCGAGGACAAAUCGAUCAACCCGGUGUACCUUGACCCGUACGCGAGCUUCCCGGACGUUGACCAGGAUCGGGACGAGAUAUUCCGCAACGCCGUCGACAGUGCCGUCGGCAACCUAACCAGGGAACAGCUGACCGAAGGAAGCAACACCGUCGACAGUGCCGUCGGCAACCUAACCGGGGAACAGCUGACCGAAGGAAGCAACACCGUCGACAAGCGCUCCCCCUUGGGCUACAUCAAACAGCGCAUCUACAACGCAACGUCCAUCAAGAUCAACGACACGUACAGGCUCAGCUGGAUCUUCCCGUCGGCCGAGGCCAUCAACCACGCGCAGAGCUGGACGGGAAACGUGCUGAGGGCGGCGGGCAGGCCGGUCGGUCAGCUCGAGGACGCGCUCGACGUGGGCUCGCCCUGGCCCAACUCCAUCUUCCUUGGGUCAUUCCCGGCCGAGAACAAGCAGCCGACGGGCAACGAGCUGGCGGGCAAGAUGGCCGAGCUUUCGAACAAGUUCGGGUCGAACCGCUGCAAGAGCCCUUCGAAGGCCGGCCUCAAGGUCGGCGGCAAGACCAAGACGGGCUCGGGCAUCUCGUACGGCCUCGACGUCUUCUGCGUCGACUGCGGCUCGAGGGGGAACCUCGGCCUCAUCAUGGGCCAGGUCACGUACAGCGUCCUCGAGAACAAGGUGACGCAGGGACGGAUGCGGCUGGACAUGGACGUCCAGGUCGGCCUCCACCUCGGCAUCGUCGGCCUGAUACACAACCAACACGUGCGCGUCGAGCAGCCGCUGUUCAAGUACGGCUUCCCGGCCUUUUCGUACGGCAUCGUCACCGUCGGACCCAUGAUCGAGAUCGCCGCGGGCGCCGAGCUGAGCGCCCACGUGUCGGGCAGCAUCCUCGCGGGGGGGACCCUUCGGCUCAAGGGCGUCACGUCCAUGAAUUUCGCCGAGAAGACGGUCAAGUCGGCCGAUUUCGAUCCCGCCGUUCGCACGAGGCUCGAGCUCACAGGCGCGCUCGAGGCGACGGCGUCCGUCUCACUGCCCAUCAAGCUGAAGCUCGGCAUCGACAUCGCCUCGCACAGCCUCGCCGUCGGCGUCGUCGACAGGCCGUCGCUGACGGCGGCGGCUCGCGUGGAAAGGUCCAUCAACCUCGCCCACGGCGCCGACGAGUUCGUCGCCGAGAGCUUGACCUGCCCCGGCAUCAUGCUGAGCGUGAACCUCCGAAACGCGCUGACGGCGGCCGCCUUUUUCGGCAAGUCGGAAAACACGCUGGGGCACCUGCACCACUUUCAACAUCCGCUGAUGCAGCGCUGCCUCAAGUAA
Molecule: messenger RNA, 2100 nt
Organism: Drechmeria coniospora
Lineage: Eukaryota; Fungi; Ascomycota; Sordariomycetes; Hypocreales; Ophiocordycipitaceae
Exons: 2
Coding region: 1-2100 (699 amino acids)
Source: RefSeq, a predicted model, not a curated record